This is a messenger RNA of Capsella rubella, 1615 nucleotides long. Its product is annotated as protein DETOXIFICATION 18. Lineage: Eukaryota; Viridiplantae; Streptophyta; Magnoliopsida; Brassicales; Brassicaceae. The record is from RefSeq and is a predicted model, not a curated record. The transcript has 7 exons. Gene Ontology annotation, biological process: xenobiotic detoxification by transmembrane export across the plasma membrane. Gene Ontology annotation, molecular function: antiporter activity; xenobiotic transmembrane transporter activity. Gene Ontology annotation, cellular component: membrane. Bases 61 to 1488 code for a protein of 475 amino acids.
AAACAAAAUCGUCUUCUCCUACUCCUAACACAAAUCCAAAGUCCUUUGAAGAUAUAUACAAUGCACACAAUGGUUGAUCCUACGCCGACGGCUGAUCAUGAAGGUGAAGGAGGAGGAGGAGGAAAGAAAACAUCAAGAACUUAUGUUAAGAAACUGAUUGACGUGGGAGAAGCAAAGACUCAGAUUGUUUAUUCUCUGCCAAUGAUAUUCACCAAUCUUUUCUACUAUGGUGUCCCUUUAACCUCGGUUAUGUUUGCUUCUCAUCUCGGCCAUCUUGAACUUGCUGGUGCCACCCUUGCUAAUUCUUGGGCUACCGUCACUGGUUAUGCCUUCAUGACAGGGUUAAGUGGAGCACUUGAGACAUUGUGUGGACAAGGCUUUGGUGCAAAAAACUAUCGGAUGUUGGGGAUUCAUCUACAAUCAUCUUGCAUCGUCUCAUUAGUUUUCAGCAUCUUCAUCACCAUCUUAUGGUUUUUCACUGAACCUGUUUUCUUACUACUCAAACAAGAUCCUAACAUCUCAAGACAAGCUGCACUCUAUAUGAAGUACCUAACCCCUGGCUUGUUUGCUUAUGGGUUCUUACAAAACAUUCUGAGGUUUUGCCAAACACAAUCCAUCAUUAUGCCGCUAGUCGUCUUCUCGUUUUUCCCCUUGGUGAUUAAUAUCGGUCUUACGUAUGUGCUGGUUAAUUUAUCUGGCCUUGGAUUCAUUGGUGCUCCCGUCGCCACGUCUAUAUCAACGUGGAUAGGUUUCGUUUCUCUGGGAACUUAUGUGAUUUGUUCGAACAAGUUUAAGGAAACAUGGACUGGGUUUUCUUUGGAAUCAUUUCGUCAUGUUGUUCUAAACUUGACGUUAAGCAUCCCUUCUACGGCUAUGGUGUGUUUGGAAUAUUGGGUGUUCGAGAUUCUAGUGUUUUUGGCGGGAUUGAUGCCAAAUCCAGAAAUCAGCACCUCUUUGGUAGCUAUAUGCGUCAACACGGAAUCGAUCAGCUACAUGAUAACAUACGGACUUAGUGCAGCUGCAAGCACGCGUGUGUCCAACGAACUUGGAGCAGAAAAUGUAAAAGGCGCAAAAAACGCGACUUCUGUAGCUGUUAAGUUGUCUUUAGUCCUUGCUCUCUGCAUGGUGGUUGCUAUACUCACUGGUCAUGAUGCUUGGGUUGGUUUGUUCAGCAAUAGCCAUGAGAUUAAAGAGGCGUUUUCAUCAUUGAAGUUUUUCAUUGCUGCCUCUAUAACUCUUGAUUCAAUCCAAGGUGUUUUAUCAGGAGUUGCAAGAGGAUGCGGAUGGCAGCGUAUAGUUACGGUUAUAAAUUUGGGAACAUUCUACCUAAUUGGAAUGCCUAUUUCAGUAAUUUGUGGUUUCAAGUUAAAGCUUUAUGCCAAGGGUUUGUGGAUUGGUCUGAUAUGUGGAAUGAUCUGCCAAUCUUCAUCUCUCUUGCUUAUGACAAUUUUCCGGAGAUGGACAAAGCUAAAUGCUGCUACUGUCUGAAAUGUCGUCUUAGUUCCAAUUUUUCUGAGUUUAGGUAGUAAGACUGUUAUUAAGGACGAGAUACAUAUUAAAACUUAUGAACUUCUUCCAAAUGCAUAGUUAGAAAUGAUAUCUUGUCUUUGUUAUU